Messenger RNA from Pseudocercospora fijiensis CIRAD86, 611 nucleotides. RefSeq lists its product as uncharacterized. The record is from RefSeq and is a predicted model, not a curated record. Lineage: Eukaryota; Fungi; Ascomycota; Dothideomycetes; Mycosphaerellales; Mycosphaerellaceae. Bases 105 to 362 code for a protein of 85 amino acids. The transcript has 2 exons.
CUCCAAGUCUGCCUGCUUUACCUACCUACCUACCUACCUACCUACCUACCUACCUACCUACCUACCCACCUACCCACCUAUAUCCAAUUCGGACUUUUUCGAAAAUGAAGUUCCUCACGUUCCUCCUUACUGCCGUUAUUACGGCUAGGUCGGCAUAUGCUGUGUGGUGCAACUACGGCACUGGGGGGAAUGGAGGCUGUGAAGCUAACGGGAAACAUACGUACUGCUGUAACAAUGACAAUUACCAGAGCAAGGCUUUUCCUAUAUGGCGCGUAUCGACUGUACCAUCUAAAGACAAAAACGGACAUACAGAUUGCACAUCCGGAAACCCCGUGCGAUCGGGUUGGAUUGCUUGUGCUUAGUUGGGCGCAUUCGAAACGGAACGAAACGAAACGAGAAUGAUUGUCGAGAGAUAUUCGCAGGGUUUGGCGACAUUUAUCUUCUUUUCCUGACGGCGUUCGCUAUUGCUGUACUUUCUGAAGUGAGAUGAAAAGCAAAUCACGAUGCUUGUUUCGCUAGCGGAAGUGAUCUAUCACCAAAAAUCUAUCCUAUUCUCUGAUAGGCAGUCAUUACAGUGCGAUCAUUAUCGUCAGACCGAACACCAUCAAUCC